Wyeomyia smithii (pitcher-plant mosquito) is the source of this 25873-nucleotide messenger RNA. RefSeq lists its product as uncharacterized. Gene Ontology annotation, cellular component: apical junction complex; plasma membrane. Lineage: Eukaryota; Metazoa; Arthropoda; Insecta; Diptera; Culicidae. Gene Ontology annotation, biological process: cell-cell junction organization. The record is from RefSeq and is a predicted model, not a curated record. The coding region runs from base 1118 to 8419 and encodes 2433 amino acids. The transcript is spliced from 9 exons.
UUAGACUGAAAGCGUUGCGAUGUCUUGAAUCGUUUCCCCGUGCGUUAGAGGUGCUAACUGACGAGAGUGCUUUGCUUAUUCUUCCCCUGCAUUGAGUUGAAAUAUCGGUUGAGCUGCAAAGUUUUACUGCACAGUAGAUGCAAAAGAUUAACUGCAUUCCUGCAGCGGUGGCAUUCGUACCGCGUUCUCGUGAAUCGUGCGGUGCUCUAAAACCAGUUCUUAGCCGAAUGAGAAAUUCGUAUAUUUAUUUGUGUACUUCGAAAAGUUUUAUUUCGAUAUAACGUGUCUUAUGAGAUAACAAUCUCAUCGAAAGAAAAUCCAGUGCGGAUCGAAAGGAAACCAGUGAAAGAGAUCUUCGAUUUUUUUUGGCUGUGCUUCGGUUUACCAAUAGGGUGCAGUGGUUGCUUGAGUGUUUGUGUGUGCCGUCUCAUGAAAAGGAGUGUAACCACCGCCCAAGAGCCACUACUCGUGAUAUUACAAUUAUAAGUUAAAUUUUUCAAGAAAGAAGUGAAAAAACGUUUAAGUGCUGCUUAAUAACAGCUUACACACAAAAGAAGAAGCUGUUCUGCCUUGUUGCUGGGAGUGCAAAGAUUCCCUGAGUGUGCGCUACAAACCGAACAGAAAACACAAACGUUGUGUUUUUUACCUUACCAAGUCCAGACAUACAUACAUACAGAUAGGUUCCCUAUAUACGUAUAGUAGGGGGCAAAUCUGGAGUUGCGUUCCGAUCCAGCGAUUCGAGUGAAGAAGUAAGCCGGUCCCUAACAUCCUACGGAAAGCUAUCAUCACCACUACCAGCAGCAUCAUCAUCAACAAUAACAUUAUUCGUCAAGAAGUUGACUGCAUCCCGCUGCCAGCAUAGCAGCAACAUAAAAACCGACAGCAAACGGUGGCACGGUUAGCGAAUGAACGGAGCAGAACAAGUUGUGGAAUCUUCUGUUUCUGCUUCUACGAUCGCCAAGGUGCGAUCUUGGCCGGGUUUACUUGCUUGGUAGAAAACAGAAACCUAAAGACCGACUACACUUCUUGCUGGCUUUGGUGACGCGGUUGCUGGCGAAGGAGCGUUCCAGAGUGCGGGGUUCUGAAGUUGUAAAAUGUAGCUGAACCGCUUGAGGCUAUGGAGCAGAAUAUAUUUGACGUUGCCGAUGACAUUUCAUUCCCCUGGUUGCCGGCGUAUGCCGAAGCGACCGAAUCGAGCUCGCUCGCGGUCAGCUCGAGUCGGAUGCUGGAAACCAUCGUGGAGGAAACCUCGGACGACGAUGAUGGACGGGGACAGGCGUCCUUGGAGCAGCAGGGCUGGUCCCAGUUUGAUCAAGUGUGGAGCUCAGCCGACUCGGAUACUGGGUCGGUAAUACGCGUUGAUACACCCUCAGACCAAGACACAAUGUCCGAACGUGACUUCAUCUGUCCACCCAAGCGUAGGAAGCAAGACAACGGGUAUGAUGGAGCGGAUUUUGUCAAUGGAGUCAGUGAGCUUGCCACAAAUGGCUACGGUACUUAUCGCAAGAUGCGAAUUUACGACCCGGAGGGACAAGAUGUUAACGAGUAUUUUAUGAGGCGACCCAAUGAGCAAAGAUUGCGUUUCGAUGAAAUUGGGCACGAUCUGUUUACGGAUUCCGAUAGUUUGUCGUACGCGUCGCUGAGUCGAUCUUCAUCGCUGAUCCAGUUCGAGUCGUUGGAGCGGCAGUUGCAGAAUGAAUCGGUAGUCGUAGCCUCGGCGCCACUGUCUGGAUCGUCGCCAUCGCUCUAUUCGUCGGGACUGGUUUCCGAUACGGUGGCUGGUGCCGCUGCUAAUGGAACAACCGGCAGUGAGAACCUUCGGAUUUCGAACGUGGGCGCCGAAACGCUUGGAUUCUACUCAGGAGGCAGUCCCACCAAGAAAAGCAACAAUCUACUAACUGCGUCAAAUUUAAUCCAACAGUGCAAACUGAAGGCUGGCAGCGGCAACGGGGCCGCCAGUGGCAAGCAACCAGUGCUGAAUAUUAGUGAUUCUGAGCUGUACUCCUCGAGUGUGAGCAGUAGUGGUAGCAGCAGUGGUGGUGGCAGUAGCUGUAAUUAUGCCAGUGACGAGUGUGAUUUGAACCACGAGAACACACCCAGUCCUAGUGAGUCCCAGGUGGCGAAAAGUUCUUCCGAUGAAGCGGAUGGUAUUGUGCGGUGUCCCCUACGGUGCUCCGAUCGCCGCAAAUCGCUUAAUCAGCUUCGGAUGAAAAACUCGAUUGAAAGUCUCAGUGAGGACAGUGGAUACUGUGACCAUUUGCAUUUCAAUAUGAAUAAUUUACGGGUCAAAUCGAAGAGUCUGACAAAUUUCGGUUCAGCAGAAAACGUAAACAUGUUUAUGGACCCGGUGCCGUUAGACUUUUACGAACAGCGUCAUGUUUCUUUCCACCAGGAUAACCGUCUGUCGACGGUGUGCGAUGUGGAUGAAGAGGAAGAACAGGAACAGUGUGAGGAGCGAAGCGAGGAGGUGCACCAGCACCGCAUGGAGCAGUGCAACAGUGAAGAAAAUCUAUCCAAUAAGUACGAACGCAACAAGCCAGAACAACACUGGUACACUGCGAACGCAAAAACCAAUAUUCAUAAUUGUACAAAAAUAGAAUUAGACACAAGUAAACAUUCGCGCACGCCCGGCUUCGAGGGACAAACGCCAUUCGUCGUAGCAAGCAAAGUAAUGCCGCCGCCAUCACCAUCAUCAACGUCGUCGUCGUCGUCUUCACCAGUGUCGUCCCAGAGCGGAUCCUCCCAUUCACUUGAGAGGCAUCCGGUGGUGGCGGCGGCAGCGAUCACUGCGACUCUGGAUCGUCACCACCGUGCCGAACCGAAACCUAAAAAUAGCCAUCGUCGCCCGUCGCAGAAGGAUGACAUAGAACAGCUUUCCUGUUCGCGUAAACGGCCUCGGCCGCAACAUCACCGACGGAGAACCAUCAUUUCGGCCAGUUCGCCUGAUCUAUUCACCAGUGAUCAACGUCGCGGUGCAGCAGCAGUGAGUCGCAUUCGCAGCCGGAAACAAAGCCAGCGACGAAGGAUUAGUGAGUUCCUGGAGUACGCUGGCGUUAAUUUUUCCAUCUCCAGCGUGCCGGAUUGUUUGAAUCUCUGCGGAAACACUGCCGGCCCGAACGAUUUUCGAGGCGACCAGUCAGAUUCGUUGAAUUCGUUCGAGCUGAGUGAGUCGGCCCCCAGUUCCGGGAACUAUUGUUCGUGGAAUUUACACCCGGAUUCGGCAGCUUGUAAAAAUUUCGAUCUUUAUGAUUGCAAGGAAGAAGUGUUAGUGCCUACGGUGGUGAAAAGUGUCAAGACUGUAACUUUCCAAACCGCAGUAAAACCUCGGGUUGACAUACGGGCUAGUUAUGCGAAUUUGACGGUGCUAGAUUACAGUGAUGACGAAGACAGUAAACCGUACUUUUUGAAUAGAAACACAUUCAAAACAAGUAGCGGAACACGACUGGGCGGGGUGCGAGAAAUGGCAGGAGGACAGUGGGAGGCGAAGAAAAUUUUCAACGAAGACGAAGAAGAGGAACGCAUUUUCUCUGUGGACGAUGAUGAGAAAAACGUGUUCAACUCACUGCUGGAUGAAAUUUCCGCACACUUUGACCGAAAUCUAUCAAUCAUCAAUGAUCAAGCGGAAACGUACGAACCGAUCGCAGCGUUCCUGCAAGAACAGCGUGUGGCGCCCCAGGUCUCAUCAUUUAAAGCGCUUGCGGCCGUCCCGCCUCAGCCUCCACCGAGGAGAACGCAAAUUAAAACAAAUCCCCAUCACUCGCAGGGACCGGUUGUGAUCAAACCCCCCGAAGUGCGGAUACGUACGUUUGAUCAGGAUCCGACCAAUUUAGUCACCUGUUAUGCAGCCAGUCUGGAACGGUGUACAUUCGAUCCGAACGAAUCCACCCUCAAUUUGCAUAGCAAUGCAGUCAACGACAAGUCAAGUGAAUUUAAUUCUAAUCAUUCGCCACGACACGCGCCUGUGGUUGUAGCGAAACGCGAAUUUGUGUCGAGCACACCCAACCUCAACUACUACCAUGCAGGCAGCGGCGACGGCAAUGAAGGUGCCCUCAACAUCCAUCACAAUUCGCUGAAAAAUGUUUCUUGCCUGGAAAUCGGUGGCGGAGAGCUGGCCUCUAGAAGCACCGGAAUCCUCACGACUGCCUCCAGCUCCAAAUGUGGCCUCUCGAAGGGGGUUAGCUUUUGUCCGAUUGUUUCGGAAAUUAUCUGGAAAGAUAACAGUUCUGAGCUGGAACCGGACGACAACGCGAGUAUCGUAUCCAAUCAAGACUUCGAAAUCGAUGUCGACGACGAGGACUUCGAUCAAGACGACUACGAUCAUGCGAACUUGAUCGCCACCCAAACAAACACUUUGAUUAAUGCCAACAGUGUGGAAACUGGCCUGUGUGAGCUGAUAAAUAAAGCUGAUUCAUCAUUAGGCAAUUAUCAUCACACCAGCACUGACGAUCAUCAAUACUAUCAGCAGCAUCAUCAGCUCGAAACACUCGCCCAGCAGCAGCGAGUACCAACACCGGCGGCAGCGGCGGUAUUGUUCGAGCAUGAUCGUUCAGCUGACGUCAUGGUUGAUGAUUCUCUCUCACGGGAGUCUAGCACAAACGAUCAUCAUCCGAGAGAGGCGAACAAGCGAGACAACGAUAUGCUCAACCCUGGUGGCGCUGUAAACAACGACACAAGCGGUAGCAGUAAAAAAGCGAAACAUGCAACGCAACCGGACAAAGGCGAGUUACUCAGUACAAAAGUGAUCGUUGCCGAGCGAGGUACUACGACGAUGGCGUCUACGAUCGGUACGAACGGUGUUGACGCUAGUAAAAAUCUGAUCGCCGCGGAAUCCGUUCUUCCGACCCUUCCCCCGGUUCCAACUGCGGACGAAAGCCAGCAGCAAGAUCAACCGGCACCGAAGUUUGUGAACAACAAUAACAAUCUGAUUAAAAACUUCAAAAACGGUAAAGCGGAAAAGAAGGGAAAAACCUUCCUGUCGCGAUUGUCCGGUUUUCGUUUUUCGUUCCGUGGUAAAUCAAAGAAGAACAAAGAUGGUGUCAGUGGGUCAUCGAACGGAAAGGUCGGCAGCACUGCGGCGGGAGCGAGUGAUAAACUGUCCUCUCCGGCGAAAGUGAAGGAGUCCGGUACCGAUAAAGUGUCGGCCGAUUUUAUUUAUAUUCCUUUGAAGGACCCGGCUGGGCCACAAUCGCGUGAAGAGCAUUCCGCCGACGGUAGUGUCAGUGUUGCCAGUGAAGUGGUUGACAGCGAAGAGUACUAUUUGCGUGCUAUGAAUACGGUUGGAUUGCAGGAUAACGGAGAAGAUCAGCUAGAUGAUGCUAAUAUGUCGUUCGCUUCGAACUCGACGUCGAUUUUGGGUUCGAGUUUUGCCAGCAGCACUGUUACCUCGAGUGGGGGUGGCAGUGGUGGACAACGAAACCACGUGUUGAGCGGGAAGCCACCCUUACCGAAGCAACCCCCACGCGUUGUUGGUGUGUGUACGAAACGUUCUACCCCAACCGGAGGACGCUACGCGCAUGCUUCGCAACGAGCCUCGUCGACACCGCCGAGGACGGAAAUCGAUCUGGACGAGAGCCACGGCAGUGGUGGCUUCUACCGUCAGUACACAAACGGUGCUGAUACGGUUAACGGUACGGAAGGAGCAACCGGAAUAUCUCCUUGGUCCGCGGGUGGUGCUCGGUACAAUUGUAGCAACGGCAGCAGCAAUAGUGCAGGAAGAUCCAGUUACCAGCCACAGUUGACAGUAGAUACAGGUGACAACAGCAAUUACUUCAACCACAUUAUGGGUAGUGAGCAGAAAAUCGGUCUCAUCGAGACCAACCUGGAUACCCAUGAGACAGUAAUCUCGGGCAAGACACGUUCGCUGAUGGAACUUGGCGGACCAUCGUCCCACAUGCACCACCAUCAUCAUCAACUGCAGGUGCAUCACGGCAUCGGAGGGGGUGGCGGUGGUGGCGGAGGCGGCGGUGGCGGCGUCGUGAUAGGCGUUGGCGAUGGCGGUUCCAAACGGCUAGCCGGCGUUAAUGGGAUUAAAGACCGCCAGACAACAGCCAUUGCCAAUGAACCCGGAAGGCCGCACAAGAGCAUGGAAUUUCUACUGGAUAAAGAAAAUCAGCGGAACGUUUUGCCACCGGAAAACGAGCUCCAGAAAUCCCACGAAACCGGUACGAACCUGAGCGAACACCAGCUGCGAGUGCAAGCCUCCCUCCAGCGGCUGAACAUCCCGGACUGGUACAAACAGUACUCCGGCCGUGACGGUGCCAAUGCUUCCGGUUUGGCGAACAACAGCAAUGCCGGGACGACCGCACCCAGUGGCGUCCUGCGGAAGCGCAACUCCGACGUCGGACGGUGGACCGGAUUGAGUUCGAAAACCACCUCGCUCAGCUCGCUUGGAUCGCAUCGAUCCGAUAGGAGCCCGGUGAUGCUUAGCCCCUCGGCCCACAGCCAUCACGGUGGACAGACCGGUUUCUCGCGGUGGUCCACCUCGCACCUCAACUCGAACCAGACGUCACCGAGUGUGUCGACCCGAGGGUCCUUCACGCGGGGCGGACUGAACUCCAGUGUAGUGUCCGGAUAUUCGACAGCUUCCACGACGGCCGGCGCAACGAACAGUGCGAUCCGCAACUCAUUCCGGCAACCGUACCUGGGCUGGAGGAGCCAGGAGAAACUUUCCCAGCCGCGGACGCCCGCCGAAAGGCUGGCAUCCUCCCUACUGUCCCAGCAGAAAGCCAAGGAGCAGCAGCAACGGCAGCAGCAACAGAACCAGCAAAAGGUAGAACCCGUGGUAACACCGGAGAUCCAGUCAUCCAUCAAAGAGGUUACCUCGGCGAUUGUACAUUAUGUGAACGACCAAACCAACCGGCAUUCGCGCAGUAGAUCCACUAGUCCAAGCCAAAGAUGUUGGCUAGAAAGCUCAUUCGUUGGUACCAGACCGCUGGAUUCGCCACAAACGCCAAUGAUCGACGGCAACGGUAGCGGGGUGGCCCCGACAGCCGUGGCGGUCCAGAUGGCCGGUGACCACUACCGGUACAACGCCGGACGGAUGAAUGGCGUCGUGACACCAACCGCAAUAGUGCCGACCUUCUCCCUGCCACCCGAGGCCCAGCAACUACAAUCACCCAGCUCGGCUACCCUCGAGGAUGUCCUUGCCUCGUUGCUCGGAUUGCCGGCCGAAUCACACAGGUCCUCAGUAGUGGAUUUAGCUAAUUCCUGUCUAACGCCAACAGUUUCCAGUAACCACACACUUCAGAUCGAACAAGUUCAAAUCAGGCGACGCAGCGAGGGAGAUGCUGGUAAGAAGCGCAACGAAGCCAGUACCGUCGGAUCCGCCGGCGCGGUCAGCAGUGGCACCAGCAGCAAGGACGCGCACAGCCGGCGAGUCUCGCUGGAUUCGUGCGAAACAACGCACAAAAGCCCCGGGGAGAUGCUGAAGUGUCGCUAUCCGAAAUGUGACGCGACGGCGACGAUCGCCGAAGCGAAGAAGUCCUACAAAAGCUGCCACAACUGUUCGCACCUGUACUGUUCGCGGGACUGCCGGAGGGCUCACUGGGAAAAGCACCGUAAAGCGUGUUUGCACUCGCGAAUUUCCGCUCUCUGUAGACUGGUCUUGUCCACCUGCAAGGACGAUGCGGAUACCCUACGGCACCUCAGCGUGUUAGCGAGGCGCGGCUAUUUAUCGCAAGGACGGGGUGUUGUUAGAAUACUGUUUCGUAGUCCGGAGAAUGCGGACUCGUUCAUAAAGCAGGGUUUUCAGUGUUUGGGUGAAGUGGUGUACGUGCGUUGGCCCGACUUACUCCCUUCGGAGAUGGGCCCGGAACUGUACUCGGAGUUGCUCAAGCUGAGUACCGAAUACAAACCCGAUUCGAAGAUGUUGAUCUACGUGGCGAUCUGUGUCGUAUCGGAAGCUCCAGGUAAUGCAACGGCCCCUGUCAAGUGGGAACGCCAGCUGGUGUCACGCUGUGCUAAGCUAAAACUUUCCCGAUCUGUCAUCAACGAAAUCAACAAUUCGCCCAUCGACAGACAGAUUCCGAAGAAGGAUAACGCAACCGAUGUGCUGAUCCUCUCGUUUAACAUAAUGUCUAAAACAACGCAGAAAAGUCGCGAACAAGUGUCGUUCAACAUCCAGCACGUGCUGCGCCAGCGAGGCGUUGUCCUGCGUAAGCAUUAUCCCGAAGUCUUCCUACGGUUGUCCACGUUCGUCGAGGGUACAACCGAUCGGUUUCUGCCGGUGACGAUGCACCCGCGGGACAGCGUUACCGGGCGGACCUUCGUCUGCAUCAUAAUGCCCAACUAUGGGGACGCCGAUCGGCUGCAGUUUCCCAUUUCGGAGAACAGUGACGACGAACGGGUCGUCACGAUGGACGUCGGCUCCGAGCUGGGCUUUAGCGGGGAUCCAGUGGACGCGAGCGGAAGUGCUCAGUAAGAACGGGUUGAAACGAUAGCGUUCAAAGAGGGAACAUUUACUGUUUUUUUUGGUUUUGUAAAUAUACAACCGACGGGUUUUGUUUCUAGGUUUGCAUCAUUUAGCAGUAUAUAGCAGUGUGUUCUCGGCAAUAUAAGUCACUGAAAUGGAGAUGACGAAACAGGAAGGUUGUGCUAGUAGACGGGUCACCCGAAAGCAUUUCCCCAAUAACAAGAGGUUUGUGUGCGAUGGUGAGUACGGUUUUUUAUUAUUGUUUGCUAGUAACGAUGUUCCUAUUGAGCUUUUGUAUGGCGUAAUAAUGGAAACUGAUUUGUUACAACAUGAUAUCAAAGUUUUAUUCACAUUGGAAGCCCAAAAUAAUAGUCGGCGAUGAGGAUUAAAUUCGAACAAAUCCACUUUCAAGUUUCACCUGUACGUCCAAAUUAGAAUUUAAUAUCGCAAAUAGUGAUCAUCCACCUGGCAGGAUGCUACCAUGAUAAUUUCAAAUCCUGUUAAACAAAUAGAAGCCCCACCGUAAUUUCUGAUGCCAAAAUGAAAUUUAUUAGAGCAGCUUACGGGUAGGUAGAAACAGGAAUGAGUUUAGCAUGAUUGCAGUUAAGUUAAACAACGUUCGAGUUUUCACUUAAUGGAAUAACUAUCUUCCAUUACAAGCGCCCCUAUCGGUGCCAGCAGAGAAACAACUGAAAACUAGUACCUUCACUAUCCUUCAUAGGUGCUUUCGACUAAUAUGCCGCUGUCAGCGCCAGUUUAUUAUUAAUAACCAUCGGAACUUCAGGAAGGAGAUACAACCAUUAUUUUACAUUCAAAUUUAUGACUCAGAAUCGCUUCUGUUGUGCAAAGCGAUGUGUCAUAAAACAGAAGUGCCACUCAAAAAUAUUUUCUAUUCGCGGGUGAAAAAACGAAGCGCUGCACGUUCAAAAUAUACCUACAACUUUUACCGUGGCUUUUGUUUUCCGGACUUUCGCAAUGCUGACAUUAUUCCAGUAAAAGAAUGAUUCCAUUCUUUUUUUGUGUUGGCAAAUGGUUCUGUCAAUCAUUUAUUAUGUGAAAUGUUUGUCAACUGUCAACAUCGUAAGUAUUGUGUUGUGAUAGUUUACACCCAAAGAACAGAGAUUUCAUGAAGGUUUUAAUUGCCUUGUUCUGAGCCAUGAGAAGACUAGUUUUCAACGUAUUACAACGUAUUCAUGUUCGAUUUUGGCAACACGUCCAAAUUUAAUUUUUUUAUGAUGCCUACCGGACUAAAGAGAAAAUUAAAUAGCCAAUUAUAAAACCAAUUCAAACAGUGUUGCCCGAUGCCUACUGGACUGAAGAGAAAACUUAAUUCAACGCUAGGAUGGUUGCUGAUGGCAACACGUCUAAAGUUUUUAUGUUGCCGAAACGAACGAGGUCUGUGUAUCCUGACAAUAUGAAGUCAAUUCCUUAUAUGAAAUUGGGUACGUAACCUCUAGAUGUUUUUUUUUAAAUAAAAAUGCAACUUAAUUUUGAAAAAAAGAAUAGUUAUCUACGUAUCAUUCCAAGUACUGCUCAUGAUUAGCUAAAAAAUUUUUAAUUUUUUUUUGAACGUGUUUCUCUUUCGAGGCUAUUCACAAAUCAAACCUUUUCUGAAUGCCUUCAUAUGAACAGAUCUGCUGAUAAGCCAGACCAUAUGCCAUCGAACGGAACAAGUAAUCAUUGGACGGCGCAAAACCUGUGAAAUAUUGCGGAUGAGGUAGGACUUUCCAUGUGCACGUUUUUAUGUAAGUUCAAACGAGUUUGACCGUAUGAAGCCAAGCGUUGUCAUGCAGUAAAAUCACUUUUUCAUCCCUCUGCUCGAAUUGGGGCCAUUUUUCGCGCAGUGCAUAAUUGCAUUAAUUGAAGUCGAUAUCGUUUCCCAGGACGGGUUUCGUUCGGUUUCAACCGCCUAUAAUGAACAACACCAAUCUGGUCCCACCAAAUACACAGCAUAAUCUUUGCAGCGUCUAUAAUUGGCCUAGUCGACGUCAUAAAAGCAUGAUCGGGCAGUCCCCAUGAUUUCCUUUGCUUUGAGUUGCUUUUGGGAGUUAAUUUUUCAUCACCUGUCAUGAUACGACGAAAAAAAAACUUUUCUUUUUAGCCGCUGGAGCAGUUGUUCGUAAACAAAAAAAAAGAUGCUCAAAGUCCCUUGGCUUCGAGUUAUAAGUAACCGAAAAUCAUUGUUUUUGAUCAGGCUCAAAGCAUGCAAUUACUUGCGAAAGGCUUGUCGGGUUCUUGAUACCGAAGCAAGCUGUUCCUGCGUUUGACAUGGAAUUUUACCAAACAAUUCCUCCAAUUCAGCGUUUUCCACGGUUUUUGGCUUUCUUCAACAGUUGUUGACAUCGACUUCAAGCAGCAUUUCCGAAGACUUUCCUAACUCUCGAUGCGCUUCAGCAGCGGGUUUCUAUGAACGAAAUCAGAAAAGUAACAAUGAUUAUUGUGUCGAAACAAUGUGUUUACCACAUGUCUUAGCAUGGUUCAUCACGGAGCCAUCCGUUGACAAAUAGCGAGAACUCAGAUGUGCACCUUAUAUUGUAUGCAGGUAAAUUGUGAAGAGUAAAUUGUGCACACUCUUUGUGCUCAUUUCGAGCUCGCAGAUCAGCCUAUUUCACUGUCCAUGCUCACGGCCAUAGAGGGCCACCGGGAGAAUCAGUGUUUUAAAAACUACUAGUGCGGGUUUACAGGCUACAGCUAGCUACGCAAAUCGGUAGGAAUAAAAUCAUCGACUGCUUCAAAUGACUCCCCAUCUAUCAUCACUGCACCACCAACAUCCGGAGAGCUACCACGCUGUCUGCUAACCACCAUGUACUUUGACUUAUGAUGUUUAUGACAACCCCAAUUCUUGCACCUUCCCUCUCUCAAGGUCCAAAGGUCUCUUCCACCGCUCUACGGUUAAUACCAUUUCGUCAUGAUGGUGCCACUUCUCUGCACGCCAACCCUCCUGUACGGAUGUGAUGUUGAGCAAUAAGUUUGACAGCCCGUGACCUGCUUCAAACCAGCUAACGUCACAAAAGCGUCCGAUAGCUAACCGGCUGCCCUGACACUUGAUGUGGAACCAGCGUGGGUUGCACGAAUAAGUAUAAUUAGUUUUGUUGGAAACCCAUGCUCACGUAUUAUCUGCCAUAACUCAUCUCUCUUAACUGAGUCGUGCGCUGCCCUGAAGUCUAUGAACAGAUGGUGAGUCUCCAAGUUGAAUACUCGGAAUUUGGCGAGGAUUUGUCGCAAGGUAAACAUUUGCAUCGUGGUGGAGCCUCUCUCGAAAACCACAAAGGUUUCCUGCAACGGCCUCAGUCGAUGGAACAAGAUGCGGGAGAUAAUGUUGUACAUUGUUAAGGCGGUGGCCUUCUUUGUAGCUCAGGCAGUCCGGGGGGAAAUCCUCCAUCAGCCUACAUUUUUAGCAUGAUCCGAUGAAUGGCACGAUACAGCUGUUUGCUUCCGACUUCAAAAAGCUCGGCGGGAUAACCGUCCUUUCAGUUCUUUAACUGCUAUCUUCACCUCGUUCAUGAUUAGUUGUCCAUCAUUCUCAAUGUCGAUCCUGCUCCUUGGUCCGAAAAUUGGGAUUUUUGCGUUACGAAAUUUACGGAUGUCGCCUAUGACAGGUAAUUGAGUUUGAUAAAAUUCCCAUGAAAGGUAGUUAUGUUAGCUUAUUCGCCAUGGCGGAGCAAAAUAUCCGUGUAGACAUGUUUUUUAGUUCUUGCAUUUUUUUUUAUCAAUUCCUCCUCAGUAUUCGCGAUAAAAUUGUUGGAGUAGAUCUUCCGCUUCAGGUUUGCCCAGAAAUUCUCAAUGGGAAGUUGGGCAGGUUUGCCAGCCGCUUCAUCUCCUCCAACGUGGUCCCGUGGCUCUGUGAUUAGCGAUGUCGGUCGGCUAGCUCUCCCACACGGUUGUGAUAUCGGGUUCGAUUCCCGAUCGAGUCGAGGAUCUUUUCGAGCUGGAAAUUUUCUCGACUCAGCACUGGGGCACGGUGUAUCGACUCAGCACUGGGGCACGGUGUAUCGACUCAGCACUGGGGCACGGUGUAUCAGCACUGGGGCACGGUGUGUACGAUUAGCAUAGAUUCUCUAGGAUUCCUCACAUUGGAUUCCUGAGCGUCCUUGAAAAGGAUUCCUGAAAAAGAAUCCUCAGGAAUGCCCUUAUAUGGCUCUAGGAUUCUUGAAAUAAGAAUCGUGAGUGGGAAUCCUCCGGAUCGUGUUUGCGAUUCCUUUCACGAUUCCGUCACCGAGUUAUAGGUAUCCUGGGGAUGGAUUCUCUGCGUGUUAGUAAGGGACAUGCAAAAUGUGCCAAAAAACAAUAUCGAUAACGAAUUCUCUCAACUAAUCUAGUUGAUCGAGACCGCUAUUAGCCCCAAGGCUAAGCGUGCGAUAUUGUUGUUGUAUCUCCUCCAACGCUCGCUUCGAGUACUGGGCCGACGCCAGAUCCAGCCAGAAAACCGCGUCUUCGCCCUUAUGGUAUUUCUUGUGAACGACACAACUUCCGGCAGGCAUUUCGUACUAUAAAUUUCCUCGUUCACGGCGAGUCCGGAGCGAAAGGAGAGCGCCUUUGACAUUCCCUUCUCGAUGAUUUUCAGCCACAGCAGCUCCUUUCUGAAGAACUGGUUAACUUGGGACCACCUCCAAUGAGCUUUUCUCCAUCCACAUCACAUCAUGUAGAUCGUUGUAGAUCAGAUGCAAUUAAUAAAAAUAUAUAAUAAUAAUAAUAACUUGAUGUGUGAAAUAAACUUCACCUCGGAGCAAACUUUCUUCGUGGGGGAAGUAAAAUAUGAAGUGCCCUGCCAGUUGUUGCCAUCCAGGGUGAGAUAGGUCUCGUCGUUGAUCGCCACCCUACAUCACGAUUCGCCGGGAAAAUCGACUUAACCUUUGUAUUUAGCCGCUGUCGCUGCGUCAUUGCCUGGAGCUCCAAGCCUAGCGGGCGGGACUGCCGCGCACGCAGCGAUGUAGCCACUUUUCCUUACUCUUCCUUUUCAGCAUUAUAAGGAGUUUUUUGUCGCUUGGGAUCGUCAGCCGGCCGGAACCGGGCCUUCUCUCGAUGCUCUAAUUGUUGAAGUUGUAGAUUUUGACGCAGCGGGAUAUCGUUCUUUGAAUGCGCACACUUCUGAACGGAGUAGCUUCGCUGUUCUCGCCAUGACGGUUAGAGUUCGCUUGAAAGAUACGUAUGAUUGAUACUGCUUGUGUAGUUUUGCCAGUGCGUGUGAAGGUAAACCCAUAAAAAAUCGGCAGUUAUGUUAUGCCAAAACGCAUACCCAAAAGCGAAAUCAAAUAAAAGUGCUGACAGUUUACAAGCCUGCUCAGGAUGAAGUUUAUUACUCAUCAAAGUUAAAUGGGAAAAUGAAAUAAUAAAAAUAAAGAGUCGAUGGUAAAGAUUUCUGAGGAAAAGGAUUCAAAGAAUAAGGAACGAUAUUUUUCCAAUCAUCACAUGUGAAAAGCCCAUGUGAUGGCAUCCGAGAUAGCCGAAAACAGGAAAGAAGAGGAAUAGGGAAUCCUAUUAGGAUAAAAAAAAAAAAACAACAAUACGAGAAAACGUAUGGUUUCCAGUCGAAUGAAUUCUGUACAAAUUUCUCGGGCUACAAAAUAUUCUAGGAAAAUCAUUGAAAUAAGUUUGAUUUUUUUAAGUUUUCAUUAGUGGUUCAAACUUGAAAAAUUUUCACUCAAUGUCACUGCUAAGCAGUAAAAUAAUAACACCUGUAUCAGUUAGUGUUCUGUCACAUAAAAUAAGAUAUUUCUUUUUGAAAUAACGUACCAAAAAGAGAAAAAUGUCAUUUUGCAGGUUUCCGGAUUUUUUUAAGGAAAUAAUUUCGCGCUGAAUAAAUUUUCAAAGUGUGAUUUUUGCUCAUAGUAUCUUCGGGGAACCCUCCAAGAUAUAUUUAAGCGAUAUCAUUUCUCAUCACAUGGUUGAAUUUGCAACAGCAGCAUACUGCAGCAGUAUUGCUAGUAAAUUCAAUGGUGAGCCUUUUGUCAGAUAUUCAAUCAGUCUGGGGUGUAUAUUUAUUUUCACAAGCAAGGUAGCGCCUUGCGGUCUUCAGAAGAGUUUUUCCCAGGAAAAUUUCCUAUAAAUAUCAUGUAUUCAUAUAUCUUUAGAAGCCAACUGGACAUCUCUAUAGAAAAAGUUUUGAAAAAGUGGUUUUUCCCAUGAAAUAUCGUCUAGUAAUCAUAUCAUGCCUUCAAACACCUCAAUAGAAUACUGAAACAAUACCUGGUUGAUUGAUUUUGAUGGAUUAUGAAAUAUAGGCAAAAGUGGUUUUCAAACAAAUACCCGGUAACAAAUCUUAACUUGAUGGAGAUCUUGAUUGUGAGUAGCAAAGCUGCGAAUUUUCACUGUCAGCAACAGAAUAUCAGUUGAAGUUGAGGGCUGUGAAUAUCGAUUUCAGCACGAACGAGCUGUAAAUGAAAUUACUUUAGGUUCAAUCGGUUCAAGUUUAUCAUGUAGAGAAGUUUGUCAGUAAGUUGAUGCGAAGUACCUAUAGAUAUGGAAAGCUUUUCAUUACUGGGGCAGUAAUGAAUGGUAAAGUUUAAAAAGAGAAGGCAGAGAAGGAUUUUGCUAUUAAUUCGAUCACGGUCCGGUGAAGUUUUGGCCUGACUUAGCAAGCUGCCAUCACAGACGAAAUGAAUAAUAUCGAUUUCGCAGGAUAAAAUAUCAAUUCAUCAAAAUGUCCGGUUUUCAAUCCGUCGAGAGACAGUGGGCAGUUAUCUAAAGCAAAUUGAAGAAAUGUGGCAGAGCCUUUGAAAACCAGCUCAAAUGUAAUAACAGGUAUCACAAGAGAAGUUCGAGAAUGCUUCCGAACAACUGACAACUAAUUUUGAUGUAUUUUUUUAAAAGCAGCAUGCUGUAGCAGUGUUGCUGGAAAAUUUCAAUGGUGAGCCGUCCGUCAGACAUUCAAUCAGUUUGGGGUGAAUAGCUGUUUCUACAAGCAUCGUAGCGCUUUACGGUCUUCAGAAAAGUUUUUUCCAGGAAAAUUACCUACAAAAAUCAUGUAGGUAUUGAUAUUUUUUUAAGAGCCAACUUGACAUCUCUAGAGAAUAAGUAUUGAAAAAGCGGAUUUUCCCAUAUAAAAUCGUAUGGAAACUUUAAAAAUCGGGCGCAAACCGGGCGUUUCACCGAUCUAUCUGAAAAGUUACACAGGUGUUAUGAGACCCAUAAGGAAAACGAAAAGUGCAUGGGAGCUAACAUUUAUUUUUUGUCCCACCCUAAUGACUACAAACCUUUCUGCUCUUUAGUAGCAGAACUGCUCUGUAGUUCACCGUUAACUUUUUCGCCAAAUUAUGCCCGGAGAUUCCAGGAUGUGGACUGCUUGAAUCACCUUUGCUCGUAGAUUCCGGUCUCACCAUAUCAAAGAAUAGCUUUCCAUUAUGUGACUAAUACUUAUUACGCUCGGGUACUACUUGAGACAAAUUAAGAUAUCAAUGAAAAUGCCACUUAAAAGCUCAAUAGCGAGUAACUGCAAUGUUUUUGCAAACUGAGAAAAUGAUAAAUCCAUGCAUUCGAUGCAUUCUAAAAAGCCACAAUAAAAUCAGUAGUAUUUAGUGAGAAACUUUUAUUCCAUUUACGAAAAAAUAAGAAAAAAAUCUAGAAAUUAUUUUAUUAUUGAAUGAUUUUUUAGCUGCAAUGUUACAUCUUGCUUAUUUUUUUUAGAAACAAUUCAGUUUGAUAUGGAAGUUAACUAUAUUUUGUUUAUUCUCACCUACAUCCUAUUCGCUGGAACAACUCCAGUCAAGAAAAAAUACUUUUCCCAGAAAACCAACAAAACUCACCAUCGCACACAAUAUCUACCACAAUCCCCAAGCCCAACAAGAACGUUAACUCAAAAUGAAAAAAGGAUAACUCUGUAAAAAUAUAAAGGAUUCACUUGUCACUUUCAUUCGUAACGAAACCAUUGCUUCCACAAUAUCCGCUACCAACAACAGACAAUGAUUGGCAUUUUGCUGAAAGCUGCCGAGUUUCCGUUGGUACGUGAAAUCUCCCUGCAACGUUCACCAAAGCGUCAAUUGUUCACCCAAGAGAACCCAAACACAGGCAAAGACAAGCAGGUAAGUCUAAAGGAUAAUAAUUGUGACAAAACAAAGAAGGGUAUAAUAUACAUUCACAGAUAUAUACAUAUAAACUGAAUAACGCCAAAUUUUUUUACACUAAGUAGAGUAGGAUAAACCAAUUUUGCGAAAACUAAUGCGAUCGCUGCAACCAAACCCCACUUAUUCUAAAAUGUCGAUAGUCAAAAUUACCAACCAUCUCUAAGCUUGCAAUUUUUUUCUCAUAAAUUUCGAUCGCUUCCGUAUUACUAACCAUUUCUAACGGCUUUACUUUGCUCCCUGUUCUGCCUGGGAUCCCCUUCUCUUAUUGUAGUUAAUGAAUAUUAUACAUCGUACGGUUCGUGUUCUUUGGAGAUGUUUUAUAUUUAUUCCUAUUAUUAUAGACAUAUGCAAGAGUGCAUAUAUACAUUCAUGUCGACCCCUAGUUGAAUGGACAGUAAAGUAUGUAAGCUGUUUAGAAGAAACAAAAUAAAAGUUGAAAACCAAAACUCAAUUAUCCCCUCUGCUAGAGCAAAAAUCCAACAAGUGAACUGAAGUAGAAUCCUGGUAUCCUGGUAACAGUUUUGCCGAAGCUGAUCAGAUCAGAGUCCCAAUGAAAUACCUACGUCCCUAGCUAGUAGCGUCGGGAAAAAGAGAAACUCAAACAAACUAUGAAAAAAAUCAUAUCUCUGAAUGUGUAGGUAAUGUAAAUCAAAACGAAAUGUAGAGAAACUAAAAAAAACUUUUCCAGAAUAGACCACAUUCGGCUACUGUAACCGAAAAAAAACAAGAAUCCAAUGCAUUUAACACUCACGGUGACGAAAAUUAUAAUAGCCCUUAAUGAGAAAAUCGUUAUUGCGAUAAGUUAGUAAAACCAUAAAGCAUCACCUAGCAGUUCGUUUUCAUCCUUAAGCGUUGAGGGCUUGCCCUUAACUUACGAUCACCGACAAUUGAAGCAAUCUCGUUAUCUCUUAUCGUCGAGUUAUUAGGUUUGCUAUCGCUCACGCGAAACGUACAAUUCGGAGCACGUUUCCUUUCAUAAUGUUCCAUUCUAACAGCAGCAGCAUGGUUUGGCUAAUGGAAAAAGUUUUCGCGCAAAACCAUUUCAAAUUCUUUAGGAUACAGGGCAAACCAUCAUGGUUGUUAUCAUCAUGAGCAUCCCACUUUUUCUACCCCCCACGUUUAAAGCUGAACCAGAAUGAAAAGUGAAACAACAUAGGUUUUAUAAACUUUCCUUUCCAGCUGCGAUAUCCCGUCCGGCGGUUUUUACCGCCUGGUCUGAUUUUUUAUUUUAUUUUUUUCUACUACGAUUCUUAUAGGGCAAAAAUGAAACGAAACUUUACAGAUCCCAUGAGCCCGGUUGGGCUUUUUUCUCCCAAGCAGGUGCUACUUUUCACCACGAACGCCCGCCGAGUCGCACAGCCACUUUCACACACGCACAGACUGGCGCACACAUGCACACGCACGAACAGUUCACAAGCUCACGUCACUCAAACGCAACUUGAAAAUUCCCGCUCGCGAGCGAAAGGUCCCGGCGUCUGUGCUUUACACUUCGGCAGGUAGUACGACUUCAAUCGGAAAAAACGUUAUUUAUAACUUGAUUAUAUUUUUUCCUUUGAAAGAGAAAAACACUUUACCCUGGGUUUGAAAUACUUUCAGUGAAAGCUUUUGCGAUAAUUGAUACGGGCAACCAGGCCAGGGAAGGCUAAAGCUGGAUGCAGUUCAACUUAAAUUUAAUUAUCUUAGUUGAUAGCAUAAGUUAUGCAUCGUUUAUUUUGGAUCGUUUGGAUCAUGCGAUUGUUUUCGAAAGAAUCAUAUGUGAGUCACAUUUUUGUAUCAUCAUGAUAACGCGAUUGCGGUCAGCUUUUUGUGAACUACAUAAUAUACAUUGUUGAUUUAUGCUGGUGCUUAUGGUCAGAUAGUACAUUUCUUAAUAUGUUAAGGUGUCUCUAGCACUUUAUAAAGAAAUUUUGCAUAAAAAAACAGUGAUAUAGGGUUUUUGUUUCAAUAACUCCAAUUAAAAUGCGGUCUGUGAGGAAACAUUUGUUACUAACAAAUUGUUAGUAUGGAAGAUGGUUGACAGCUGCAAGCUGAAGAGUUUUUUCUUUGGUUAUUUCCACUUGCAAUUUUUCACCUUCUUUUAAGAGGGUUCAAAAUGAUUUUCGAUGGGCAAGGGUAAAUCCAACGCGCCAAAAAUUCUUGCAGCGACAUUUUCCGUCGUCAUACACUUUGAUGAUCAUCGUUUUUUUGUGUUUGUCUUCUUUUCGUUCUAUAGUUGAAAUAUUCCUAAUAUUUUUCGUUUUACUUCCAUUAACACUUACUUUAUCGAAUGAAUUGAAUUCAGAGCGAAAACCAAAAACAAGCUGCCGCAUUCAGAACGAAAAUAACUGCGAAACCACGAAUCAACAUUCAGUGAACAGCUUUCGAGACUAUUGUUGCGAACCAAUGAUCGCACUCGCAAACAAUAACAUUUUCAAAAGUUUAUCGUGCAAUAAACAUCUUGCAUGAAAGAAAAUAUUUGUAAACAGAACUGUUCAUCAAUUUUGAUAUAUGCAUUUUUCAUAUAUUUACACUCUUCAUUAGUCAAUUGUACCCUUAUUCAGGCGAUUGAAGUGAUUGUCAUUUGCUAAUGUCACUAAAAGUUCAUAAAAAUUAAAAAAAAAAUUGGUGCAUUAAAUCACUCAUAAUUCUGACAGAGAUUGAUUUUGCACAUGAUUGUGGGUCAGUCAAUAUUUAGAUAUUUUCCAACACUUUUGCACAAAAAUGCAUCAAAACUUAAUAAAACGAGAUAUUUUCAUGCGAUUACUUCAAUAAAAUAGCUAUUUUUAUGAUUUAUGUCGAUAAUCUCUCGCCAUCUUGAAUGUCUAAAAUGACUCAUAAUUGUGUACUUUGCAGUGUAAGUAAUAUUUUACAUUUCAAUUGAUUCAUACAAAUCAGCUGGAGUUAAACGCAUUGAGGAUCAAAAGUACUCAUCAUGACAAAGAAAUAGACUUUGAAAUGUAUAUGGUUAAUGGUUUCUUCAAUUAUUUCUAGGUCAUUCUACACUCAGUGAUCAAGCCAAUACAACGAACCUCUCCGAUUUGCUCUAAAAUGACUAAAAAGACUUGUUUAAAGUCGAAACUGAAAAUUCCAAAGUUAUACGUCAAUUGGACAAUCCUCCACCGAAUGCAGAUGCUUCUCCCAUAUUUAGGAAGAACAUUAUUUUCUGUUCUGAAAAAAAAACAUCAUAUCUCAUUGACCGUAAAAGCUACAGACAAUACUAGACAUUAUUUUCGAAGGUUUUAAAAUUAUGAAUAAACAACAUUUAAAGUACAACGUGCGUUUCAAAAAUUUCAUUUAUUCAAUUCAAUUUAUUCAUAUCUCUAGGGGCACCCAAUUCGUCACUUGGACCCUCACUGAGGGUCGUAGCGAAGAAGUGACAUUCAGCAGGAAAUUUGUUUAGUGGUGCCGUACAUUCAUAACAUUUAAUGGAUUUUUACAUUGCGAAACAGCACCAUCGAAGAAGUAGAUGAUCUUAACAAACUUUGAGAGUGAAGAAAUGUGUAGAAUUAUUGGGCAAUCGGAAAUGAUAACUAAGUUCAAUAAACGAUCCCUCCCUGUUCAAUAUAAUAGGCGGCGAUUUGGUGAACGGUUGCCUGUAAAUUGUUGUGAUGGAACCCCCUGUAUUGAUAAACAAAUGAGUAAUUUUCCGUAAAGUCAACCACAGUCAGAACUUUUCCUUCCGAUAAGCUGCCUCGUAUUGUCUGUAAACUGUUUUACUGAAACAAAAUCAUGUUUGCGCACAUUUGAGAUGGUUUCAAGAAAUUAGACAAUGAAGUUUUCAGUGUCACUCACAACCGUUGGUAAGCUACAGCGUUUUUGUUAAGUACAUUGGUUGCACGUUACUUCAUCAAACGAAUCAUUCUCGAAAUAUGAACAAAUCAUAUCUUUUACGGAAUCCAUGGUGUCACAUGCUGCGUUGGCACAUUUGUUCAGGAAACAUCUCCGUGGGUGGAUGACAAAGGUUUCGCUUCAAAACGUCUUGAUACUCGAAUUGAACGGAUUUGCACCUUUUUCUUUUGAUUUAUUUGGUGCAGCUUUGCCACUGAAAAAAUCAGCAAGUUCUUCCAGCACGCAUUCAGGUGGUUGUAGCUCCGCAAACUUUGAAAAUGCGACCUAAAUUUCAAAAAACUUUUCAUUGAAAAACCUGUGACUAUCAUUAUGGUUACUAUUAUUUACUAGUACCUGUAAGUUACCUUGAGAUUUGCCAGAAUUUCUUUCCCGGAAUUCCUUCACGGUAGAAAGCCUUUACCCCCGGCAACACAUCUUCAGAAAGUUUUUCUGUGGUUGAGUGAGCUUCGUAGGCUACACUUAAUGUAGACUAAGCGCGCUAACUAUUCAAACUCACCUGUAGAUUAUAAAUUGCAAAGGUUAUUAUCUUUUAAACUUGUUCACAAUCAACCUCGUUUUAGUGCUAAUUUAAAAUUUUUCGAAGCACUUUUCGAGCUUUCAUUUUGCCGACUGGAAACUGCCUCCAUGGAAGCUUUUGAUGCCUUGAGUAAUUUUCCUCCACUGUAUCUAUUAGAUCGUUUGACUUGGGUGACUGAUCCAGAGAUUACAAAACCAUUUUAAUGCGAACUAGCUGUGUCCUUACUAUACAAGUAAACAAUUAAAAAAGAAUCAAUUGCGAACGAAAUAAAACAAUAAUGAGAUGUGAGUUAAGCGAAACAAUUCAUUUUCAACUUUUUAUUGUUGGAAUGACUAUGGUGUUAAAAGUUCUCAUACCCAGCUAAUGUGGAGUUUCCAAUUCAUGAUCUAAAUAAUUCAUCUCACCAGUAUUUAAUGCUUGUUAGAUUGCUUGUGUAGAAUCCCCUUAGAGGUACACUAGUCUUUUUACGCGGAUUUUUCAGGAGAGUCGUUUUUGGAGCGGCAUGUUUGAGUGGUGUCUGAUGAGUUUACCUAAUCCAAUUACUGUAGAUCAACUGAACUGAUUUUACAAAUUUGUUAUCUUUAAGUUAAAUAUUUUCACAACGGCUCAUAUUUCAUUCGGAGAAUGAGUGAUUCCCAUGUAAAAUUUUCUACUAAACACAUUGUUGCUAUCAGAAUGAAAAAGAACCGGUGUGUUUCGAGAAAAAGCAAUUUAAGUGCGCGAAAUCUGAUAAUGCCAUUCGUUUGAAAAUUUUAAAACCUAUCAAAAUAAUGUUCAAUAUUGUCUGUAGCUUAAACGGUAUUUGAGAUGAUGUUCUUCCAAAACAUGGAAAAUGAUGUUUUUCUAAAUAUGGAAAAUAUGGUUUUCGGCCAUUCUUAGCUCAAUUUGGGAUCACUUUUUUUGCCUUUUCUGGUCUUUAGAAGGGGUUUUCGGCCAUUCUGAAAAUUUUUUUCUCUGCGUGGACUCAUCACUGAGACCAUAGAGAUUUUAUCUAUUAUGAUAUGCGCAUCUGAGCUUAAUUUGGAUUCAUUUUCUAUUUCGGCUUUUUCUGGCCUUUAUAAGGGGUUUCGACCAUUCUGAGCUUAAUUUGGGAACAUUUUCUUUUUCGGCCUUUUCUAGCCUUUAAGAGAGGUUUUCGAUAAGCUGAGCCUAAUUUGGGAUCAUUAUCUAUUACGGACUUUUCUGGCAUGUGGGGUUGUUCGAUCACCCUAAAACUUCGGAUUUUUCAGUUUCGAUUUUAAUCAAGUCCUUCUAGUAAUUUUGGAGAGAAUCGGAGAGGGUCGUUGCAUUUGCCUGAUCACUUGGUAUAGAAUGACCCAUAUCUAUUUUCCAACACUCAGGCUUCGCGUUGGAUGACCUAUAACGUGGAGAAACUUCAAUGACUCUCCAAAGAACGCUGUUAAUUUUUAUUUAAGAAUAUUAAAUAUAAAACAGGCGUCAGCAUCACCUCAUUAAACACUAAAAAAAGAAACAAUGCACUAAGCUUGAAAUAAAGCAGGGUGAACGAUUCAAAACUACAGUCGUCAUUGACUAUGAAUACGUUUAUGUAAAAAAUAUUUAAAUUCGAAACAUUUGUACAUUCGAAGAGUGAGUUAAAAUAAGUUAAGUAUCAUAGCGCCGCCAGUUUUGCUCAGAUUGUUCUAAAAAUUGCCACAACAUUCUUAAGAUAUUUUAUAUACCUGAAGUCCUGAAUACCCUCCUUAAGAUACAUCAGGACGUUGAUAACAGUUAAUGUUUAAUUAACGAGCUACAGUGAAAAAAUCAUCAAUGUGUCUAAUAUUUUUUGUUUGUUAUGGAAAAUGCUUUGCGUCUUCACUGCAACAGGAAACUUCAAUAUUGUAAAUAAUAAAUUUUGAUUGCGAAAAACCUCUGCCUGUCCACCGAUUUGAACAAGAAUAUAAUAAUUUGCAUUUGAAUAGACUUACCCGGUGAACAAAGUAGGCGAUGAUAUUGCCAAAAGCACCAAAAUAACAUAAAAUAAACAAUUCAAUCGUGGCAGAACAUAUAACAGUACCCUAUCAUUACAUCACUCAGAGAACGAUCACUUACUAUGGUGGACUUUCGUGUGUACUUUAAAAAACACUUUUCCAAACUCUGAAAUACAAAAAUGUAACUAACUCACAAGAAAUUAAGAAAAAUCCGCGAGACGGUCAAUGCAUACGCAGAAGCAAACACGGUUUGACAGUUAAUUCGCCAUCAUAUCGCCUGGUUAACGUAGCAUACACGGUAGCCUACAUUUAGGAACUUUUUCUCAAAAGGCCUGUUUCCUCUUUCUUCCAUACAAGUUAAUUUGUUGUUCGUCCCGGAGUAGAUCUCAUACCAACGAUGUUUAUGUGCUUUACAAUUUUCCAAGCACACAAUUAAUCUUUACUAACUUACUACUAGAACUAACCAAGAAAAAAUACUGUAUGAAAAAGUGGGUAAAACUCGACUUCUGAAUGCGAGAAAUUAACUUGAUUUACUCACGGGUAUGACAUACCUACAGCAUAAUUUAUUGCUCGAUCAAUAUUCAAGCGAUCGUCACAACGAGACAAAAGCUUAUCCAUAAAACAUUGGCUGAUUUCUCAUCUCCCGGAACCUACCGUGGGUAAACACCAUUACAACCGUAUUAAAGUUUGCUCAUGUGUUACAUUCUAAAACAUUAUUUUUAUUACCUGGCCGUCGUAUAGCACAGACAAACCUAAUCCGACACGAGCGGUACUCCUCCUCACGCGGAAACACAACCAUCAACCCCAAAUCCUAAACACGGAACCGUACUCAGGGUUUCCACCAUCAUCACCACCAUCACAGCCGUAAAGCCACACGAAACAAUAUUCCAGCAACACUUUCUCCCUAGCGAGCCACGUCAAACCGCUGGAAAAACCGCCUUUUAUUUUCGUUCUUAGAACCCAUGCUUACACCGGGAAAUCCUUACGAAAAUGAAAACGGGAAGGAAAAACAAACAUUUUAUCCAGCGAUCAAAUGAACAAAUGCAUGCGUGGAAUGAGGAUAUGCCUUGAGAAACAAAGAGCAGCUAACGGUCGGAUGAAAAAUGCAAAAAAAGAACAGAUUUCCUGCGUGUUUUGUGAAUAGUAUUUGCAAAAUUUAUUCCGCAAUUACCUAUGGUUUUAGAUCCCGAAAUUGGAACCCCAACGUUAUUCGCAUCGUUCUUGGCAGACAUGGGCUACAAUCGAAGCCUUUUGCGGGAAAAUCUGAUUACGGUAUACAGAGAGCCAGAGCGCGAUGCAGAGCGAAGAUUGCAGUAUCAAAUUAAUCAUGUUUAUCAAGCAGAAAUUGUAAUAAAUUACUCACCUUCCGAGAUUCAUUUAUUUUUCCGUGACAAGACUGACUCCUGCUGACAGCGUGUCAUGCUCGGAACCCCCCUAAACCACACGAUAGAUCGGCACAGAUUUUGUCAUUCGGAAAUGAUUGAUCGAUUGAAGCUCUCGGCACAGCCGACAGCGGGAUGCCAAGCGAGAAUACAAAAAAAUAUAUAUAAAAGGACGAGGGAAUACCUACACUUCCAUCGUGAAAAGCAAUGUUGCCGAGACAGAUCAGUACUGAGUCGGAAAAACAAAACUGCGAGGCAAUGAAAAAUUUUAUGGGCACAAGACCGACUCACCGAACCCCAUUAGGUUGCCGGUGAAAAAGCACCAGUCUUUGAAAUGUAAAUGUGCCCCAGUCAUGUUUUCCACUGACACGUGGUAUAGUCACAAUAAAUGUGUAGUAUAAUUAAGUUUUAUAGUUAGAAAAGUUGAUAGUUAGGGCAAUAUUAAACAUCAAAUUACUAUCAGCAACUUAAAAAAUAGUUUCGAUAUUUUUUCUAUCUUUCCGCUAACCUUCAAAAGAUGCAAUAAUUUUAGACAAUAAUAGUACACCGAUUAAAAUAUGAUUCGUCCCUGUGCUUAUGUAUGAAACUGCAAUCUUGGUCAGCCAAAUAGUCACAGGAACAGGAAUGAAGAAGAAUCGAUUUAAAGAAAUAGUUUAUUCGCUCCGUCGCCUCGGCAGUCUUACUCUUUCCCUAUAAUAAUCUUGUACAUGUAGAUACUCGCGAAUAUUUACAUUGCACUUGCUUAGUAUCAAGAUUUGACUGCUUGCUGCAAGAUACAAAAGAGAAAAAUUUUGCCAACCAACUGCAGUAAAGAUAAAAACUUUCGUCUAUCAUGCAUUAUUCAUACAAAGGCAUCACAACGCCAAAAAACGUAACAAGUGAGAAAAUCCGUUUAUCAUUACUCCAGCGCUAGUCAAAAGUUGCAAUAAAAUUAUAUAUACAUACAUACAAAAAAAAAAAAAACAGACACACACACCGAUCUUGAAAUUCUGUCAUACAAUACAGCAGAGCUAACUAUGAAGAAUUUACUUUCAACCGAAGAAAAUAACGUUAUCAAUAAAUGCAUCAGUGUCAUUGUGAUCAUCAUCAUCAUCGUCAUCAUCAUAAUCAUAUUAUGUUACCAAGGGUUACCGGUCACAGCUUCUUUGUGUGUUGCGUGCCGGAAUUUUUCCGCACCGUAAGAUAUUGCCUUUUACUUGUGAACGUCGUGUUAAAUCUAAAGAGUAAGAAAGCUACACACCAUCAGCAAGUGAAUUUCGUUGUACGCUGUUUACAGUUAAAUGCUCAUUUUGUUUUCACACGGUGCUGAGUUAAGUUCGAGUGACAUAGUAGGUAAUUAAAACGCUUCAUUCCAGUUUCAUUAUUCCUAAAUAGUAAAAAAAAAAAUUCAAAUAUUCUCGAUCGCUUCACUAAUCAUCUUUCCUAGUAAGCGAAUAGAAUUUAAUGUAGAAUAUUGAUGAAAAAAAAACUUUGUCAACAGUAAACUAGAAUCUACGGAUAAUAAAACUUCUUCGAUUGGAGCUUCGGAUCGAAUCGAGCAUAAAGUGAAAAUGAAAAAAAAAACAACAAACAGACAUACUUUAAGCAUGCAUGCUAAAAAAAACAAUACAUUGAAUAUAUUUUAGGAUAUUCCAAUUUUAUUACUAUGAACAACAACAAAAAAAAACACAAUGAUAUAUUUAGAAACAUUGUAUUUUAUUAUUAUUUGAAUAAGGGAAAGAAUAUAAUACUUGUUGAAUAAUUGCCAA